Molecule: messenger RNA, 1791 nt
Organism: Daphnia carinata
Lineage: Eukaryota; Metazoa; Arthropoda; Branchiopoda; Diplostraca; Daphniidae
Product: catalase-like
Exons: 9
Coding region: 103-1617 (504 amino acids)
Biological process (GO): hydrogen peroxide catabolic process; response to hydrogen peroxide
Cellular component (GO): mitochondrion; peroxisome; cytoplasm
Molecular function (GO): heme binding; catalase activity
Source: RefSeq, a predicted model, not a curated record
CCGCUUGACUUUCUUUUGCGUCGGAGACCGAGAAAGACGUAUAAAUACCCGCUCCUUCUUUGUCAAGUGACUUAUUCUCAUUUACUUUUUAGUUGAUUAACAAUGACUGAACGUGAUGCUGCCAGCAACCAGCUCAAGAAUUUUGGGGAAUCGAAAAAGAAUGAAGCUAAAGCUAGUGUAACAACUAGUGCAGGAGCUCCGAUUGGAUUCAAAACUGCUAGCCUUACUGCUGGGCCUCGUGGACCCAUGCUGCUUCAGGAUCAUGUCUACAUCGAUGAAACGGCCCACUUCGACCGAGAACGAAUUCCAGAACGAGUUGUUCACGCGAAAGGCUCAGGUGCAUUUGGCUAUUUUGAAGUAACACAUGACAUCACCAAGUACUGUAAGGCAGCUGUUUUCUCCCAAGUCGGCAAAAAGACACCGGUAGCUGUUCGAUUUUCUACAGUUGGUGGAGAAAGCGGGUCAGCUGACACUGCACGCGAUCCUCGUGGAUUCGCUGUCAAAUUCUAUACUGAAGAAGGCAAUUGGGAUCUCGUUGGAAAUAACACACCAAUUUUCUUCAUUCGUGAUCCCAUCCUCUUCCCUAGCUUCAUCCAUACCCAAAAACGCAACCCAGUCACCCAUCUGAAAGACCCCGACAUGUUUUGGGAUUUCAUUACCCUGCGUCCGGAGACAACUCAUCAAGUUUGUUUCUUGUUUUCCGAUCGUGGAACCCCAGAUGGCUAUCGCUUCAUGAACGGUUACGGAUCACACACUUUCAAAAUGGUUAAUGCUGAAGGCAAACCUGUCUACUGCAAAUUCCACUUCAAGUGCGACCAAGGAAUUCGCAAUCUUAGUGCAGACAAAGCGCAUCAACUUACUGCCGAUGACCCUGAUUACGCCACCCGCGAUUUAUAUAACGCCAUUGUCAAGAAGGAAUUUCCCUCCUGGUCACUUAAGAUUCAAGUGAUGACCUUUGAGCAAGCCGAGAAGUUCAAAUGGAAUCCGUUCGAUUUGACCAAAACCUGGCCGCAAGGGGAGUUUCCACUGAUCCCAGUCGGCCGUAUGGUCCUGGAUCGCAACCCCAAAGACUAUUUCGCCGAAGUCGAACAGAUUGCAUUCAGCCCAGCUCAUAUGGUUCCGGGUAUUGAGGCGAGCCCCGAUAAAAUGCUUCAGGGGCGUCUUUUCUCCUACACCGAUACCCAUCGCCAUCGCCUUGGAACGAACUACCUUCAUUUACCUGUGAACUGCCCAUACCGUGCCAAAGCUUUACACUACCAACGUGAUGGACCCAUGACGUUCAAUACGGACUAUGCCGGCUAUCCGAAUUACUUCCCGAACAGCUUCUCCGGACCAGACAAUGCUCCAACAGCCGUGGAAUCGAAAUUUGAGGUUUCUGGUGAUGUUGCCCGUUAUAACACUGCCGAUGAUGAUAACUUCACUCAAGUCAACACAUACUGGACCAAAGUGCUUGAUGAGGGAGCUCGUACACGCCUGGUUCAAAACAUCGCAGGGCAUCUAAAGAACGCGCAGCCUUUCCUUCAGGAUCGCGCAGUGAAGAACUUUACUCAAGUGAACAGUGAUUUUGGACGACGUCUACGUGCAGCUCUUGACAAGCACAUUUCUUCCAGUUUGUAAUGAUAUUUUUUCGUGGGGAAAAGGUAUUGGCUGAUUCCUGAAAUUUUCCGGCUGGAAUGUUAGCAUUCGUAGAAAUUCAGCAUUACAAUUUUCUAGUGGUAGCUAUUCGCAAUGCCAGUCAUUCUAACAAAGAUAAGGGAUUUCACAUUUGGUACAAUACAUGAUAUACUUUUA